AAAAAUAAUUGGGAGGUGCGCGGUUCGCGGAGCAGGGUGUGUCCCUCGUUUCAGUGAAAGUAAUCGCAUACAUCGCGAAGCGGACAUUUCCUAUAAAAACACCGACCCACCGCAUUAAGGCACACUCGACCCGAAACUAUCAUCAGGUACAAUGAAGAGCUUCGCGAUAAUAUUGUUGGCGACUGCCGCGUUGGCAGUUUCCAUAGAAGAUCCGAAGAAACAAGACAAGAAAUAUGACAAGCGAAGUCUGUCAGGUGAUCUCGGUAUUUCGAGUUACGGCUUAGGUCUUUCUGGAUAUUCAGCUGGACUCGGCUCAAGUGUACUCGGGUCGGGACUGUCCGGAGUCACCGUAGGUAACAGUCUGGCCUCCGCCUAUGCAUCUGGACUAGGAUAUGGAUCUGGAUCUGGACUAGGCUAUGCAUCUGGACUAGGAUAUGGAUCUGGAUCUGGACUAGGAUAUGCAUCUGGAUAUGGAUCUGGACUAGGAUAUGCAUCUGGAUAUGGAUCUGGACUAGGAUAUUCAUCUGGAUAUGGAUCUGGAUCUGGAUUAGGAUAUGUAUCUGGAUACGGAUCUGGAUCUGGACUAGGAUAUGCAUCUGGAUAUGGAUCUGGAUCUGGACUAGGAUAUGCAUCUGGAUAUGCAUCUGGAUUAGGAGGAUACAGCUCUGGAUUAGGAUAUGGAUCUUUCGGCGAUUCCGGCGUCGCCGUCGGCAGUGGUUCCUUUAAUAGUCUGAAUGUGCUACCGAGUGUCGCACAUACCAAGACUCAGCGCAUCACCGGCGUCACCGUUCAUCGUGAGAUCCAAGUGCCGGUUCCGGUGCCACAACCGGUCCCUGUCGAAGUUACCAAGCACGUACCCGUUCCGCAACCCGUGCCCGUCAAAGUCGAUCGUCCGUAUCCAGUUGAAGUACCACAACCAGUACCUGUCGAAGUCACCCGUCACGUGCCCGUAAAAGUUGACCGACCCUACGCGGUCCCGGUGCCGCAGCCCAUCCCGAUCCGUGUGCCGCAACCAGUGCCAGUCACAGUGGCACAGCCAGUACCCGUUCCUGUCUCUGUCACGAAACACGUGCCGGUGUCCGUGCCAUCUGUUAGCGUCGUACCGUCGACUUUCAGCGUCGCGCCGUCGACUUUCAGCGUCGCGCCGUCCACUGUCGGCGUCGUGCCGUCAUCGAUCGCUGGCGUCUUCUCAUCCGGGCUCUCAUCCGGGCUUGCAUCCGGAUUCUCAUCCGGGCUUGCAUCCGGAUUCUCAUCCGGGCAAGAAUAUGCCGAUCUGGGAUCCAGCCACUUGGGAUCUAUCUCGGGUGCGACUCUUAACUCCGGUUUAGAGAGCGGCGUUGUCUCCGGCAGUGUCCUUAGCAGCGAUUUCGGAUCCAGCUUUGGAUCCAGCUUCGGGUCCGCCAACUCUGUGUUGGCACCGUCUCACAAUUUCGCAUCCGCAAUACCAAUCAAAUCAACCAUUGUAAAAAAUUGGUAAAUUUAAGUCAAUAAUCUGAUUAAACUUGAUGUAUUUUUAAGGCGUCUCUUGAGUGCAGUUUAUGAAUUGAACGUGCAGAAUACCGAUUGUAUCAUACAUGUUGAAUAAAUUUAUAUUUUUCUACCCUAUAA
Molecule: messenger RNA, 1608 nt
Organism: Camponotus floridanus (Florida carpenter ant)
Lineage: Eukaryota; Metazoa; Arthropoda; Insecta; Hymenoptera; Formicidae
Exons: 2
Coding region: 152-1477 (441 amino acids)
Biological process (GO): hair follicle development
Source: RefSeq, a predicted model, not a curated record